This is a messenger RNA of Rhagoletis zephyria (snowberry fruit fly), 5199 nucleotides long. RefSeq lists its product as uncharacterized. The record is from RefSeq and is a predicted model, not a curated record. Gene Ontology annotation, biological process: DNA integration; proteolysis. Gene Ontology annotation, molecular function: aspartic-type endopeptidase activity; nucleic acid binding. NCBI's taxonomy places the organism in Eukaryota, Metazoa, Arthropoda, Insecta, Diptera, Tephritidae.
AUGGAGUCCCUUAGCGGCGCAAUUGAGGAGCAGCGCCGAAUUCAAACCCAUCUCACUCGAAUCCAGACUAACUUCGAGUCUAAGCAAUCGUCUGAGAUCUCGAGAGGUUAUGUUCAGAGUCUUCUCGCGGAGAUUGAUACUAUCUUCCAGGACUUUAAGCGCGGCCAUGAACAAAUCUACACUCUUAUUCGCAACGCAUCGCUUGACGAGGACGACAUUCCUUAUCUGAAGGAGGAAGUUUUCUAUACCUGCUACGAUUUAUAUAUCGCCUUUAAGUCUACCUUACUUGAUCGACAAAAUGACCUCGCGCCAUGGCCGUCGCCGCUCACGCACGCAAGCACCUUCGCUAUGGCCACUACACGGAAUGACACUACCGCUGCUUCUGCACGACUGCCAAAAAUCGACUUGCCUAAGUUUUCUGGAGACUAUUUGGAGUGGAUCCCUUUUCGCGAUAUGUUUCUAUCACUGGUACAUAAUAACGACGCCUUAACUCCGGUACAAAAAUAUUUUUAUCUAAAGGGAUCUUGCAUCGGCACACCUAAGGAAAUGGUGGAAGAAUUUCCAGCUACGGAUGCCAGCUAUGAAACUGCCUGGGCUGCCUUGGUAAGUAGAUUUCACAACAAAAGAAAACUAGUGGAUCAAAUUUUAAAAAGGCUCGUCAAUGCACAAAAUACCGAUGGUGGUUUACAAAGCGUAAAACUGCUGCUCGACCUCACUCGCAACAGCCUUGCUCUACUGAAAACUUUAGAAAUAGACACCUCUAGUUGGGAUCCCAUGCUAAUUUUCUUGCUCACUCAAAAGCUUGACAGACAAAUUAGAAAAGAAUGGGAGCAAUCUCUAAAUGGUCGCAGUGAAAUUCCUCCAGUACAAACUUUCCUUAAGUUUCUCGAAACUACUUAUCGAGCGCUUGAAUUUAUCGAAGAAGAGGACACAUCAAAAAAGGUUGUGAACCGCUCGUACAGCGACAAACAAAAACAACACAAACCUGCUCGCAGACAAUUACAUGCUAAUGCAGCUACUACUACCGCCAGUUCAGCAUCGUCAAAUUAUAGCUGUCCCUGUUGUCAAAAACAACAUCUCUUGUACAAAUGUUUUAAAUUUUCUGCACUACCUGCUGCUGAAAAGCAGAGCUUUGUCCUACAACAUAGGCUAUGCCUAAACUGUUUAGGUAAGGGUCAUACAUACAGUGAGUGCGAAAGAAAUUCCCGCUGCCAGGCCUGUAAGCAGCCGCACCACACUGUUAUUCACAAUGCAUUCGCUCUUCGCAACAAUAAAAAUGACGAACACAAACUUUCUGCAAAUCUCACAACUACUGCUCAAAUUAUGAAUGCAGAAGUGCACUCUGCGACUACUAACGCUCAAGUCUUACUCGCUACUGUACGGGUGAUUAUUGAAACACCUGAGCGACAAUUUCACUUGAAAGCACUCGUUGAUCAAGGCGCUCAAGCCUCAUUCAUAACAGAGGACGCCGCUCAGUUGCUCAACUUGCCAAAACGAAAUACCAAUGUUAUUGUAGCUGGCAUUGGUGGAGCAAAUGCUUUAAUUGCUAAAAGGUCUCUAACUCUAUGCUUGCGCUCACAAUAUGAAAAAGACUUUAAAAUGGACUGCACCGCGUUUAUUUUGCCGAAAUUGACAUCAUACAAACCAUCGCCUUAUCACUUGCGCGGUAUGCCAAAUUUAUCCGGCAUUUUUCUUGCUGAUCCAACCUUUGCUUUGCCCGUCAAUAUCGACCUAGUUUUAGGCGGAGAUGUAUAUGGCGAUAUCUUACUCUCUGGCAUGAAAAAGUACGAACGUGGCAUUUUCCUACAAGAAACUCAUUUUGGAUGGAUGAUUUCUGGUCCAUCUACUACAACUCCUUCACAACAAAUUUUGCAUACAAAUUUAUGUACUCUAGAUGAUCAGCUUCGUUUAUUUUGGGAACAGGAGGAACUGCACGAAGAGCGCCAGCUCUCUUCCGAAGAGACAGCCUGCGAAAACCACUUUUUGCAAACCUACAAGCGGGAUAAAUGCGGCCGGUAUACGGUUCACUUACCUUUUAAAACCCUAUUUGCACAGGGUAAGCUCCCAGCAUUUAGUGGCACCGACUUUAACGCUGUUAAAAGACUUAAGCAGCUAGAAAUGCGAUUCAAAAAUCAACCUAACUUUGCAAAGCUUUACAAAGAUUUUAUGGCAGAAUAUCUAAGCUUAGGUCACAUGCAAGAAGUCGGCUUUUAUCCAGAAGAUCUGCAAGAAAAUUCAUAUUUCUUUUGCCAUCAUGGUGUCUUACGGCAAUGCAGCAGCACCACCAAAUUGCGCGUUGUAUUCGACGGUGGGAAUCGUUGUCCCCCUCAACCUUCUCUCAAUGAUGAACUUGCUGCAGGGCCGGCAUUGCAAAGUGAUUUGUCAAGUAUUAUUUCUCGAUGGAGAAGUCACAAAAUAGCUUUUACAGCCGAUUUAGAAAAAAUGUUUAGGCAAAUCAACGUUUGUAAGGAACAUCAAAAUUAUCAGUGCAUUCUCUGGCGAGAGGAUUCUACAAAGCGAAUUAAAAUAUAUAAACUUUGCACUGUCACUUAUGGGACAACUUCUGCUCCGUAUUUAGCGAUUCGUGUUCUACGCCAACUAGCCACUGAUGAGCAAACAAAUUAUCCUCUCGCAAGCCAAGUGUACUUAAAUGAUACCUACGUUGACGAUAUUAUAUCAGGUGCAGACACGAACGCGGAAGCAAUCGAGCUACAACAACAACUCAGCAGGCUGUCAUCUAGUGGCGGAUUUAAUCUUAGAAAGUGGAACUCAAAUUCUGCCGUGUUGCUACAAACAAUUCCACCUGAGAAUAAAGAGAACGCCAAUUGGAUUGAACUUAAGGCAGAGAACCUCGUAAAAGCCCUUGGUCUUUUUUGGGACACGAACGAAGAUGAAUUCUCUUUCAAAAUCAACUUUAGUUUUGCUUCCGCAAUAACUAAGAGGAGUAUGCUCUCUGAUGCGGCCAAAUUAUUCGACCCACUUGGUUGGCUGGCGCCUACCACAAUUAUCGCUAAAAUCAUGUUCCAAAGGUUAUGGAUGGAGGGACUAGAUUGGAAUGACCCACUUCCAACUAAAUUAAAUGCUGAAUGGUUGCAGUAUCGAGAUUCUCUGCAUGAACUCGAAAGCAUAAAGAUACCAAGGUGGCUUGGAUGCAACAAAUUUAACAAAAUUGAGUUGCAUGGUUUCAGUGACGCCUCACAGGCUGCCUAUGGGGCAGUUGUAUAUGCGGUAGUCUAUAACAACUCAACUAUUUCCGCAUCACUUAUUCAGUCAAAAACUAAGGUAACACCGCUCAAAACUGUGUCAAUUCCGAGACUGGAAUUAUGUGCGGCGGCGUUACUGGGUAAACUCAUGGCGAAAGUGAAAACCUACUUCCACGCGGAUGCACCUGUUUUCUAUUGGACCGACAGCACAGUGGUUUUGAGUUGGAUACGAUGCCAUUCCACGCGCUGGUCCGUGUACAUCGCCAAUCGCGUAGCUGAGAUUCAGCGCAUAUCUGAUGUAAGUCAGUGGAGGCACGUGCGUACAAGCGAGAAUCCAGCGGACUGCUUAACACGCGGUCUGACUCCAAAAGAGCUUAAGGCACAUACUUUGUGGUGGUUUGGGCCGACUUGGCUUACUGGGCCAAUAUCGAACUGGCCACACGAGAACUUAACUUUCGAAACUUGUUUAGAAGAGCGAAAAUCAUAUAUCGCUUCUCACGUAACUACGUUAGCUGAAAACUCUAUGGAAGACCCCGAUUUUAUUUCGCUGCAGCAACACAAAAUAGAGAACAAUUUAUGUGAGACGGGCUUUCUAAAAUCACGCGAGAUUAAACACGCACUCGCUAUAAUAAUCAAGCAGGUACAGCGCAUUGAUUUUACCCAAGAGAUACACUGUUUGGAAAAUAAGCAAGCUCUUAACAAAAAGAACGCUCAUCACCAAACUCUACAUGGCGGCGUUCAGCAGAUGCUUUCGUUUGUCUCUCAACGUUACUGGAUUCUAUCAGCGCGCAGCUUAGCAAAAUCCGUGCUCCGUAAAUGCGUAAUCUGUUUCAAAUACACAGCGAAGGUGCAUCAGCAGCAAAUGGGAAAUUUACCCGCAGUUCGUCUUCAACCAACUAAACCGUUUCAGCACAGUGGACUCGACUACGCUGGUCCCAUAACACUAAAGCUUUCACUACUUCGCAAAGCGGCAACCACAAAGGGCUAUAUCUGCCUGUUCAUUUGCAUGUGCACGAAGGCCAUACACCUUGAAGUAGUUUCAAGCUUAAAUACUGACGCCUUUAUCGCCGCAUUUCGUCGCUUUAUAUCAAGGAGGGGUCGAUGCAGCGAUUUAUACUCUGAUUGCGGUACUACGUUCGUAGGGGCUAACAAAGAGCUAAAGAUUUCCUUUCAGCAGCAAAAGGCUUCGCUCCCCGAACAUCUUGCUGCCGCACUUGCAAAUGAAGGUACGACAUGGCACUUCAUUCCGCCCGCUUCACCAAAUUUCGGAGGCUUAUGGGAAGCGGCGGUUAAGUCGACUAAACAUCAUCUAAGACGAAUAAUGCGAGAUCGGGUGCUUACUUUUGAAGAACUCAGCACGCUUCUUGCACAAAUUGAAAGUUGCUUGAAUUCUCGGCCGCUCUGCCCAUUGUCAGCAUAUCCCACUGAUCAUCAAGCGUUGACACCUGCACACUUUCUUGUAGGUGAACCCACAACUUGCGUCUCAGAGGAGAGCCUGCUUGACUCUAAUAUCGACCACCUGACCCGCUGGAAACUAGUUGAGCGCCUAAAGCAACAUUUCUGGCAUCGAUGGGCUAACGAAUACUUACACACUCUACAAACUCGCACCAAGUGGACACAAGUUCAAAAAAAUCUUCGCGUCAACGACAUCGUUUUGCUGCAACAUGAGCGUAGCGCUCCUGGCUAUUGGCCGUUGGCGAGAGUGCAUGAGAUACAUCCCGGUGCAGAUGGUCUACUCUGUAAUGUUGUACUGAACAUUGAAUUGUUUUUACGCGUUGCAACCCUGAAAUGUAAAACUGAAUAUGGUUUUUAUGCCAUAACCGAAUUUGAGAGUGACUACAACAGUACGCCAUUCGAAGAUCAGAAUAAGCAUGCACUUGCAAUACAGCAAGAGGAGCUGAGAGCCAUGUGGAAGAAAACAAAAUCAGCCCAUGAAGCCCUCAUAAACACCGAUUUGACAAGAGAGGAUAGACUAUCUGUAAAAGCCAAAAAUUAG